Messenger RNA from Cylicostephanus goldi, 477 nucleotides. NCBI's taxonomy places the organism in Eukaryota, Metazoa, Nematoda, Chromadorea, Rhabditida, Strongylidae. The record is from the annotation of a GenBank genome assembly.
CCUUGCCCUGCACAAGGUGCAAUAGCACAGCCUGUAGCUCAACAGCCAGUGAUUCAACAACCUGUGAUGCAACAACCGAUAGUCCAGCCUGUAAUGCAGCAGCCAAUGGUUCAGCAACAAAUGGCUCAACCGGCUAUCGACUCAAACAUGAUACAGCAAGUGGUUGCACAGUCGAUGCAGUCGAUGCAGGCACAGCCUAUGCUUCAACAGCCUAUGAUGCAGCAGCCUAUGAUGCAACAGCCUGUUGUGCAGCAGUCCGUGGUGCAACAGCCUGUUGCACAGCAAGGUCCACAGUCCGUGGUGCAACAGCCAGUUGCACAGCAAGGCCCAGUCGCCGGCCAGGAGAUAUACAAUGUGCACGUGAUACAAGAGCCAAUUAUCGAGCAACCACAGUCCACAGGUCCAAAUGUGCAGGUACAAAAUCUUGGUUCUGGCGGAUCCCCUGGUAUUGCUGGAUGCGCUGGUUGUGGGAAGUGA